AUGGCUAUUGAUAAAUUGGGUGGUCAUAUUGAUAUUCUAACCACUUUGCAAUAUCUCACAGUUGAAAGGAAUAUCCUUUUUGAUAGCACGCUUUAUGUAAUUUUUAGCAUUGGUAUAAAAACCAG
This is a messenger RNA of Funneliformis geosporum, 125 nucleotides long. Lineage: Eukaryota; Fungi; Glomeromycota; Glomeromycetes; Glomerales; Glomeraceae. The record is from the annotation of a GenBank genome assembly.